GAAGAAGAAAUGAGGACGUGACGUUGUCGUUGUGCCUCACACGGAAACGGCUGACUUGACAACAACACAGAGUAGUUCAUUUUUUAUUUGUACCUACUGCACUCACUCUGUCUACUGACAAGUACUUCCAGAUACCCGUAACCUUAAUAGUUUGCACUCGUUGCUGUAAAUGCAUUGUAGCUGCUGCGGCUAACUAAGCCUACGUAGCCCGCGAGGUAAUUUUGGUGUGAAGUAGUUUGUUGACGUUACAUACAGUUGUCAGUUUUCCAGUAAAUGGCCUGCACUUUAGAAAAAGUGUUGGGCGAUGCUCGGACCCUUCUGGAGAGGCUGAAAGAGCACGACACGGCCGCCGAGGGGCUGAUAGAGCAGUCCGGGGCCCUCAGCCAGAGGGUGCAGGGCAUGAAAGAGGUGGGAAAUGCCCUUCCAGACAAGCACACAGAAGACACUUCAGAGAUUCAGGAGCUGACCAAAUACAAGCCUCAUGUCCUUCUGACUCAGGAAAACACUCAAAUCAAGGAACUACAGCGGGAGAAUAAAGAACUAUGGUUGUCUCUUGAAGAGCAUCAGUACGCGCUAGAGUUGAUUAUGGGUCGGUACCGCAAACAGAUGCUCCAGCUGAUGAUGGCGAAGAAAGAGCUGGACACCAAACCUGUGCUCAGCCUCCACGAGGACCACGCAAAAGAAGUGCAGAGCCAGGUAGAGCGGAUAUGCGAGAUGGGCCAGGUGAUGAGAAGAGCAGUGCAGGUGGAUGAUCAGCACUACUGUUCUGUUCGAGAGAGGCUCGCUCAACUGGAGAUUGAGAACAAGGAGCUGCGAGACCUCCUGAGCAUCAGCAAAAGCUCCGUGAAGGCGGCGAGAGAGGAAACCAACCAGCCAGCAGUAGCAGUAGCAGCAGCAGCAGCAGCACAAGAACAGACCCCCCAGCCAGGGUCUAACAAGUGAUCAGCAGCCUCAGUGUAAACUGUGGUUGGGGUAACAAAAAGUCCUUAAAGAACAGUAGACAGGGUUGAUGGUGUCUUCACCUAGGUUCACUACGUUAUUUUUUUUUUUUUUUUUUUUUUUACAUAAGCUGGAAUUCAGUCAAACCACAACAUAUUUUUUUGUAGUGAAGGCCACUUAAACUCAAUAAUCUAACUGGCUCAAAGAAGCAUUUACCAGCAGGUAUAUAUGGAUGGUAGCUGUUGUAUAUUUUCAUAUGUACAGUAUGUGUGUUGUCACUGCAGUCGUGUUGGAGUGAAUUCCAGAUAAAUGUAAAACACAUGUAUUGGAGUAAAAGGCAGUAAAAGCAGUAAAAGGUUGUUUUUUUUGUUUGUUUGUUUUUGGCCAAAGAUACAUUUAGUCUUCAAGGACACAGUUUCUACCUCUUUGGUGCCCCUUUGCUGUUCACGCACGCUCACAAUAUAUUUAAAAUGCUCAUAACCACCCCUGCUAUGAGUUCACUUGAAGUCUAUUAAGCAGCUCGCUCGUAGGUCGCAUCAUUUUAAGAGGCUGUGUUUGAUAAUCCCUUUGCCAACAAGAUGACUUUUGGCUGUUUCACACAGUUUGCCUGCUGAGUAGUGGUGAUGGAUCAUUUGUAUGUGAUUAUCUAUCAUUAUAUGAAUUUGAUACGUUUGUCUGUUCAUAGAAUUCAUAUAUGACACAAUUUCCAUGUUUAGUAUUUUGAUUCUGUGUGUUCGACACCAGUUUUCUAGUUUCAGAUUUGUGUGCAGAGUAAUCACGUGUCCCAGUUGAUGGCACAUCUUUAUUUUAUGGUAACAAUUUCAAAAUAUGCCAACUUUUUGUGUAACGGAUAUCAAAUGUUUGGGCACUGAAAUUGUACAUUGUCAUCUCAGGAAAUCAGUGUUACUAGGGUGAACAUGCUGUAAUGACUUCAUGACAGUGUACUGAUUCGUGUCAAACGAAAUUUCAUUCAGAAACUUUAAAAUAAAUUUGCAAUAAAUA
Messenger RNA from Thunnus maccoyii (southern bluefin tuna), 1941 nucleotides. It is a transcript of the gene sike1, whose product is annotated as suppressor of IKBKE 1. The record is from RefSeq and is a predicted model, not a curated record. Lineage: Eukaryota; Metazoa; Chordata; Actinopteri; Scombriformes; Scombridae. The coding region runs from base 274 to 942 and encodes 222 amino acids. The transcript is spliced from 5 exons.